AUGAGUGCGGACAGUGACAGGGUGAGCCCAGGGGGUGGGGUGAUUCUGGGUCAUUCCAUGUGGCAGGUGGAAGAGGGGCCUGCGGGCAGAGGUGAGCCUGUUUCAGCUCAGCAUAGGGAGAUCCUGUUUCACUCCUGGCCAGCAGUACAGGGCUUCCCUGAGUACAGCGAAACCUUGGUUGAUCAAGAGGUGAUGAACAGCCACUGGGGCUCAUGCUGGGCUUCCCUGAGACCCCAAGUCUGGGUUCUGGCUGACCCGCCCCUCCUUGGCCCCAACUUGCUCGUAGACAGUGCCUUGUGGUUGGAAGAGCCGGUCCACACACGACAUCCCUUUUGUCCUCAUGAUUCUUUGCCUGAUGGUCACUAG
Rangifer tarandus platyrhynchus (Svalbard reindeer) is the source of this 366-nucleotide messenger RNA. The record is from the annotation of a GenBank genome assembly. NCBI's taxonomy places the organism in Eukaryota, Metazoa, Chordata, Mammalia, Artiodactyla, Cervidae.